Nomascus leucogenys (northern white-cheeked gibbon) is the source of this 5397-nucleotide messenger RNA. It is a transcript of the gene RPGR, whose product is annotated as retinitis pigmentosa GTPase regulator. Lineage: Eukaryota; Metazoa; Chordata; Mammalia; Primates; Hylobatidae. Gene Ontology annotation, cellular component: photoreceptor outer segment. Gene Ontology annotation, molecular function: ubiquitin protein ligase activity. The record is from RefSeq and is a predicted model, not a curated record. Gene Ontology annotation, biological process: ubiquitin-dependent protein catabolic process; protein ubiquitination; visual perception. The transcript is spliced from 14 exons. Bases 198 to 4265 code for a protein of 1355 amino acids.
AAGCUCCGCCCCCGUUGCCCGUAGCGGCUGUUUGUUGACUUCCGGGAGCGCGGUUGUAGUUGAUCCCCGGAGUUUCGCCAUGCGGAACUGGGGGGCUUUCGCGGCCCGCGUCGGUGCGGAGUAGCUGCCUUAGCCCCGACCAAACCGUCCUCUACAACCUCCUGGCCCAGGCGCAGGCUGCCCGUACCGCCUGUGGCAUGAGGGAGCCGGAAGAGCUGAUGCCCGAUUCGGGUGCUGUGUUUACAUUUGGGAAAAGUAAAUUUGCUGAAGAUAAUCCCGGUAAAUUCUGGUUUAAAAAUGAUGUCCCUGUACAUCUUUCAUGUGGAGAUGAACAUUCUGCUGUUGUUACCGGAAAUAAUAAACUUUACAUGUUUGGCAGUAACAACUGGGGUCAGUUAGGAUUAGGAUCAAAGUCAGCCGUCAGCAAGCCAACAUGUGUCAAAGCUCUAAAACCUGAAAAAGUGAAAUUAGCUGCCUGUGGAAGGAACCACACCCUGGUGUCAACAGAAGGAGGCAAUGUAUAUGCAACUGGUGGAAAUAAUGAAGGACAGCUGGGGCUUGGUGACACUGAAGAAAGAAACACUUUUCAUGUAAUUAGCUUUUUUACAUCCGAGCAUAAGAUUAAACAGCUGUCUGCUGGAUCUAAUACGUCAGCUGCCCUAACUGAGGAUGGAAGACUUUUUAUGUGGGGUGACAAUUCCGAAGGACAAAUUGGUUUAAAAAAUGUAACUAAUGUCUGUGUCCCUCAGCAAGUGACCAUUGGGAAACCUGUCUCCUGGAUCUCUUGUGGAUAUUACCAUUCAGCUUUUGUAACAACAGAUGGUGAGCUAUAUGUGUUUGGAGAACCUGAGAAUGGGAAGUUAGGUCUUCCCAAUCAGCUCCUGGGCAAUCACAGAACACCCCAGCUGGUGUCUGAAAUUCCCGAGAAGGUGAUCCAAGUAGCUUGUGGCGGAGAGCAUACUGUGGUUCUCACGGAGAAUGCUGUGUAUACCUUUGGGCUGGGACAAUUUGGUCAGCUGGGUCUUGGCACUUUUCUUUUUGAAACUUCAGAUCCGAAAGUCAUUGAGAAUAUUAGGGAUCAAACAAUAAGUUAUAUUUCUUGUGGAGAAAGUCACACAGCUUUGAUAACAGAUAUCGGCCUUAUGUAUACUUUUGGAGAUGGUCGCCACGGAAAAUUAGGACUUGGACUGGAGAAUUUUACCAAUCACUUCAUUCCUACUUUGUGCUCUAAUUUUUCGAGGUUUAUAGUUAAAUUGGUUGCUUGUGGUGGAUGUCACAUGGUAGUUUUUGCUGCUCCUCGUCGUGGUGUGGCAAAAGAAAUUGAAUUCGAUGAAAUAAAUACUUGCUUAUCUGUGGCGACUUUUCUGCCGUAUAGCAGUUUAACCUCAGGAAAUGUACUGCAGAGAACUCUAUCAGCACGUAUGCGGCGAAGAGAGAGGGAGAGUUCUCCAGAUUGUUUUUCAAUGAAGAGAACACUACCUCUAAUAGAAGGGACUCUUGGCCUUUCUGCUUGUUUUCCCCCGAAUUCAGUCUUUCCACGAUGUUCUGAGAGUAACCUCCAAGAGAGUGUCUUAUCUGAACAGGACCUCAUGCAGCCAGAGGAACCAGAUUAUUUGCUAGAUGAAAUGACCAAAGAAGCAGAGAUAGAUAAUUCUUCAACCGUAGAAAGCCUUGGAGAAACUACUGAUAUCUUAAACAUGACACACAUCAUGAGCCUGAAUUCCAAUGAAAAGUCAUUAAAAUUAUCACCAGUUCAGAAACAAAAGAAACAACAAACAAUUGGGGAACUGACGCAGGAUACAGCUCUUACUGAAAACGAUGAUAGUGAUGAAUAUGAAGAAAUGUCAGAAAUGAAAGAAGGGAAAGCAUGUAAACAACAUGUGUCACAAGGGAUUUUCAUGACGCAGCCAGCUACGACUAUCGAAGCAUUUUCAGAUGAGGAAGUAGGUAAUGACUCAGGCCAGGUGGGACCUCAGGCUGACACUGAUGGAGAGGGUUUACAAAAAGAGGUAUUUAGACAUGAAAAUAAUAAUGGUGUUGAUCAACUUGAUGCUAAGGAAAUAGAAAAGGAAAGUGAUGGAGGACACAGUCAGAAGGAAUCAGAAGCAGAAGAAAUAGACAGUGAGAAGGAAACUAAACUGGCAGAAAUAGCAGGUAUGAAGGAUUUAAGAAAAAGGGAAAAGAGUACAAAAAAUAUGAGUCCUUUCUUUGGCAACUUACCAGAUAGAGGUAUGAAUACUGAGAGUGAAGAAAAUAAAGAUUUUGUUAAGAAAAGGGAAAGUUGCAAGCAAGAUGUGGUCUUUGACAGUGAAAGAGAAUCAGUAGAAAAGCCAGACAGCUACAUGGAAGGUGCAAGUGAGAGUCAGCAGGGUAUAGCUGAUGGAAUCCAGCAGCCUGAGGCAAUAGAAUUUAGUAGUGGAGAGAAAGAGGAUGAUGAAGUGGAAACUGACCAAAACAUAUGGUACGGCAGGAAAUUGAUUGAACAAGGAAAUGAAAAAGAGACUAAACCCAUAAUAUCCAAAUCCAUGGCAAAGUAUGAUUUUAAAUGUGAUCCCUUGUCAGAGAUCCCACAGGAGAAGGAAGGAGCAGAGGAUUCAGAAGGAAAUGGAAUAGAGGAGCAAGAGGUAGAAGCAAAUGAGGAAAAUGUGAAGGUGCAUGGAGGAAGAAAGGAGGAAACAGAGAUCCUAUCAGAUGACCUUACAGACAAAGCAGAGGUGAGUGAAGGCAAGGCAAAGUCAGUGGGAGAAGCAGAGGAUGGGCCUGAAGGUAGAGGGGAUGGAACCUGUGAGGAGGGUAGUUCAGGAGCAGAACACUGGCAAGGUGAGGAGAGGGAGGAGAAGGGGGAGAAAGACAAGGGUAGAGGAGAAAUGGAGAGGCCAGGAGAGGGAGAGAAGGAAGAAUGGGAGAAGAGGGAUGGGGAAGAGCAGGAGCAAAAGGAGAGGGAGCAAGGCCAUCAGAAGGAAAGAAACCAAGAGAUGGAGGAGGGAGAAGGGGAGGAGGGAGGGGAGGAGGAGCAUGGAGAAGAAGAAGAGGAGGGAGACAGAGAAGAAGAAGAAGAGAAAGAGGAGGAGAAGGAGGGAGAAGGGAAAGAGGAAGGAGAAGAGGAAGAAGUGGAGGGAGAACGUGAAAAGGAGGAAGGAGAGAGGGAAAAGGAGGAAAGAGCGGGGAAGGAGGAGAAAGGAGAGGAGGCAGGAGACCAAGGAGACGGGGAAGAGGAGGAAACAGAGGGGGAAGGGGAGGAAAAAGAGGAGGGAGGGAAAGUAGAGGAGGGGAAAGGAGAGGGGGAAGAGGAAGAGGAGGAAGGGGAGGGGGAAGAGGAGGAAGGGGAGGGGGAAGAGGAAAAAGAAGGGGAGGGGGAAGAGGAGGAAGGAGAAGGGAAAGGGGAGGAGGAAGGGGAGGAAGGAGAAGGGGAGGGGGAAGAGGAGGAAGUAGAAGGGGAGGGAGAAGAGGAGGAAGGAGAAGGGGAGGGAGAAGAGGAGGAAGGAGAAGGGGAAGGGGAGGAGGAAGGAGAAGAAGGAGAAGGGGAAGAGGAAGAGGAGGAAGGAGAAGGUGAAGGGGAGGAAGAAGGGGAGGAUGGAGGAGGGGAGGGGGAAGAGGAGGAAGGAGAAGGGGAGGGGGAAGAGGAGGAAGGAGAAGGGAAAGGGGAAGAGGAGGGAGAAGAGGAGGAAGGAGAAGGGGAGGAGGAAGAGGAGGAAGGAGAAGAGGGGGAAGAGGAGGAAGGAGAAGAGGGGGAAGAGGAGGAAGGAGAGGGGGAAGAGGAGGAAGGGGAAGAAGAAGGGGAGGAAGAAGGAGAGGGAGAGGAAGAAAGGGAGGGAGAAGGGGAGGAAGAAGAGGAAGAAGGGGAGGUGGAAGGGGAGGAGGAAGGGGAGGUGGAAGGGGAGGAAGGAGAGGGGGAAGGAGAGGAAGAGGAAGGAGAGGAGGAAGGAGAAGAAAGGGAAAAGGAGGGGGAAGGAGAAGAAAACAGGAGGAACAGAGAAGAGGAGGAGGAAGAAGAGGGGAAGUACCAGGAGACAGGCGAAGAAGAGAAUGAAAGGCAGGAAAGGCAGGAUGGAGAAGAGUACAAAAAAGUGAGCAAAAUAAAAGGAUCUGUGAAAUAUGGCAAACGUAAAACCUAUCAAAAAAAGUCAAUUACUAACACACAGGGAAAUAGGAAAGAGCAGAGGUCCAAAAUGCCAGUACAGGCGAAACAACUUUUAGAAAACGGGCCACCAGGUUCCAAAAAGUUCUGGAAUAAUGUAUUACCACAUUAUUUGGAAUUGAAGUAACAAACCUUAAAUGUGACCUGAUUAUGGCCAGUCAGACAAUUUAAAUGCCUUGCAUAUAACAGGCACUCAUUACGUGUUACUAAAUUGAUUUUAUGUCAAUUAUUUUAUGUGUAGUAAAAAAAAAAGCAACUGAUGGAGCUGUGUUAAGGAGCCAAAGACAACAAGAGGCACUGGUAAAUUUUGGCCUCUCUCAAACUAAAAUUUUCGUGUAUUUCCCCCCCAAAUUAUAAAACCAUAACUAGAAAAUAUUAAAAGGUCAUAUCAGAUUAUUAACAUUAUAUAUUCAUUAAAGGCAGCUUUAGGAAAUAGGAAUAUACUACAAGAGUGUUUUGUUUGUGUAUACAAAUCAUUCCAUUUUUAAAUGGCACAGAUGCUUAAGGGCUAUAAAAACUUCUAAUUUCUUAUAAAUAUGUUAGCACUUUUUUUAAGUUAGUGAUUACAGUUUACCUACUGUAUAGAAUAAUUUUCUAAUAAUGGGUGGUAUUCUAAAACUCAACUGAGGCAUUCACAUUUUAAAGAAAGUAUUGUCUUUUACCUUUUAUGUGUUCUUUUUGCAAAAAUCUACAAAGUGACAGCUGUGUUCAGAGCUUAGAUCCCGAAAACGUGAUCUCUUUUAGUUACUAUCUGGGCAGAUAGUAGUAUAUCUAAUGAAAUGGUGAUUAAUUUAAAUGUAUAAUCUGGAAAUAUGUAAAACUUGAAGUAUUUUUUGUCCAGGCAAAGCUACUCGUUGGGCCUCAGUUUCUUCAUCUCUAAAAUGGAGUGGAUGAGAUGAUGUGAUAACUGCAGUCCCUUCUAACUCUUAAAUUCUUGUCAUUCUCACAGAUUCACUCUAUCAUUAUUGUUAUUCGUGUAAGAAACAUUUUAGGGAGAAAAAUUACACUUUAAAAUUAAUUUAGUUUUCUAUACAGUUGUUUUCUUUACUCUUGAAAAGUUAUGACAGCUUUAACGUCUCUUGUCUUCUGUAAUUUUUUAUUUCUAAACUCCUAUCAUUUCCAAGCUUUAACUGUACUUUAUCAGAGCCUUCAUUUCCGGUAUGUGUUAUAUGCCCUCAAUGUAUUCAUUGACUGUUCUGUAAUUUCAGUUUGUCUGUUGCUUGUCAGAAUGUUUCAAGUAAAAUAAAAAAUUAAAUGUA